UUUUCAUUCAUAACUGUAUUAAUCUCGAGUUUCUCGUCGAUAUUGAGAGCCGUGCUCUCGCGGGCACUUCAGCGACCGCAACCAUGCCUUCUUCAUCCGGCAAUGAUUCAUAUGCGCAGCUCAUCUCGGCGCCGAUGACUGCACCGCAGAGGAAAGCCCUCCUCAAAGAACUCCAGAAGCCAGAAACCAUCUCGAGUCUCCGCAGGCCGGAGAUCCUAAUGGACUUUUUCACCGACAGCCUUGACAUGGGCGACCUGGGACUUGCGGUCCCUGCUCUUCAAGGACUAUUCUACCUGAUCACCACCAAGAACCUCGACUAUCCCUCCUUCUUCGUACGUCUCUAUGCGUUGCUCGAUAAAGAUCUCUUGCACAGCAAGUACCGGUCGCGGGUCCUCCGGCAUCUGGACGUUUUCCUCUCGCCCACCAACCACCUUCCAGCCGCCACUAUUGCCAGCUUCAUCAAGCGCCUGUCGAGGCUCUGUCUGUUCGCACCACCAUCUGCCAUCGUCGCGAUUGUGCCCUUUAUUUACAACCUGUUGAAAUCCCACCCCACCACCACUUUCAUGAUUCAUCGCCAACCCCACCCACCUUACACAAAAUUCAAACACAACUUGGGCAAUGAUCCCUACGACCCUACCGAGCCGAAUCCCCAGCUCACAAAUGCUAUCGAGAGCUCACUUUGGGAGCUUGAAACAAUACAAUCCCAUUACCAUCCGACAGUCGCCAGCAUUGCACGCAUCAUCUCCGAGCAGUUCACCAAACAACAAUAUAAUCUCGAGGAUUUCUUGGAUCAUGGCUAUGCAACACUCCUGGAAAGUGAGCUGAAGAAGAAGGAAAAGAAACCACCAGUAGUCGAAUACAAGAUACCCAAGAAGAUCUUUUCCGGCGACGAUAGCGAUGCUGAGGGUGAAGAGUUCAGAGCUAAUCAGUUGGUGGAUCUUUGGGACUUUACUUGAUGUUGGAAUGAGCGAUCGAUCCUACGGGUACUUUCGCAUGUUGUGCCAGGAUGAUCUUUUCCCCCAGCACUCCUUGAGUAAUACUUUGGCCCCACAUCGGCACUCCCUCAGCAUUCCUUCAGUACUCCUUCGGCAUUCCCUUAGCACUCCUUGAGGAUUUCAAGAUGAGGACAAGAUUUGCGAUAUUUUUCUAGCGCUGGCGUUCAGGGUCUUUCUACCUUUGGGAUACAAGAGUUUGCUAUCUCGAUGAGGACAACAUACGAGCUGGCCAAAGAAGCCAGUAAUUGAUGGGCAUGAUUCUGUGGAUAGACACGAAUAGAUUACAUAGACAUUGAGCAUGAUUAUUCAAACC
Molecule: messenger RNA, 1308 nt
Organism: Exophiala mesophila
Lineage: Eukaryota; Fungi; Ascomycota; Eurotiomycetes; Chaetothyriales; Herpotrichiellaceae
Exons: 1
Coding region: 84-956 (290 amino acids)
Biological process (GO): ribosome biogenesis
Cellular component (GO): Noc4p-Nop14p complex; small-subunit processome; nucleolus
Source: RefSeq, a predicted model, not a curated record